Molecule: messenger RNA, 2166 nt
Organism: Tachysurus vachellii
Lineage: Eukaryota; Metazoa; Chordata; Actinopteri; Siluriformes; Bagridae
Gene: qpctlb
Product: glutaminyl-peptide cyclotransferase-like b
Exons: 8
Coding region: 195-1367 (390 amino acids)
Molecular function (GO): glutaminyl-peptide cyclotransferase activity; zinc ion binding
Source: RefSeq, a predicted model, not a curated record
CAGAGCCGCGCGCGUUCUGUGUGUUCUUCAGGAGAAAGACGAUACGAAGGUUAUAUAAAUAUGAACUGCUAAAUUAAAUCCUUUUGGAAUAGUCGUACAACAUGGCGGGGCCGAUGCAGUUUACUGAAAUCUAGGCGAUUGCAUGAAGGUUGAGCAUUGUGUAAACUGAACUCUCAGUGCCACUGCUGUUUGAGAUGAAGCGCAGAAGGUCCAAGUCCACUCAGCUGAGCUGUGUUUUUGGCUUGUGCAGUCAGCCGCCUGUCUGCCGAAUGAGAUUGCUACUGCUCUGCUUGUGUGUGCUGCUGGCAGUGACUCUGAGUUUGGGAUUAAUGCUGUCUGACCAUGAAACAAGAAGAUCGGAAGAUUUAUUGGUCAGAGUUCCAGACCUAAAAAAGGAUAAACUGACCCACAGACCGAGAAAACCCACCGCAGCCCAGGUGAAGCGGCUUGUCUCUGGGGUAAACUGGGCUCGAUUGUGGUAUGCCCAUCUCCAGCCCAUCCUCAUAGAGCGACAUCCAGGCUCUCGUGGUAGCCGUACCGUUCGAAGGCAUAUUUCCUCAGUGCUGGACUCUCUCUCUGCGGGGUGGACAGUGCAGAUUGAUUCCUUCAACUCUGAAACCCCUCAUGGUCCAAUUAAUUUCUCCAACAUCCUGGCGGUAUUGGACCCCAUAGCCCCUCGCCGUCUACUUUUAGCUUGCCAUUAUGACACAAAGAACAUACCUUUAGGAAAUCAUGAGCCAAAGCAUGUGUUUGUGGGGGCAAGUGAUUCAGCUGUUCCUUGUGCUAUGAUGCUGGAACUGGUCACAGCACUGGACAGCCACCUAAAAAUGCUCAAACAGCAGAUGGCUCAUGUGACACUUCAGUUGGUCUUCUUUGAUGGGGCAGAGGCUUUUCAGGAGUGGACUGCCUCUGACUCUCUGUACGGUUCCCGACAUCUCGCAGAACACAUGUCCCGUGUUCCACAUCCUCCAGGUUCUGAACACACAACACUGCUGCAUGCCGUGGAUCUCUUCAUUCUCUUGGCUCUGAUCGGUGCCCCAGGUCCAACAUUUGUGAAUCAUUUUCAGAACAGUGCACGCUGGUUUGAUCAACUUGUUUUGGCAGAAAAGAGACUCCAUAAUCUAGGCUUGCUGUCUUCCCAUCCCACUGAGCAGGCAUACUUCAGAAAAGAUAUAACUGUGGGACCAGUAGAUGAUGACCAUAAGCCUUUUCUUCAGCAAGGGGUUCCAGUGCUACACAUGAUUGCUACACCCUUUCCGACAUAUCGGCACACACCAGAGGACAGUGCAGACAAGGUUCAUGGUCAUACAGUGGAGAAUCUCACCAAAGUGCUGGUGGUCUUUUUGGCAGAAUAUCUUGGGUUGUAGAUGAAAAUUACUCUACUCUACUAUCCUUCCACAUACCCCUUGGAAUCUACGCUAAAUAUGUAAAGCUGCCUUAUCGCUCACUUUAUACCCAAAAUACAGUACAACUGUUUUUGGGACUUGUCUUAUACUGAAUAGUAUAUACAAUAAGCCCAAGCUAUCUUUCAAUAGCCUUAGUUUGUGUGUAGAAAACAAAGAAAGAAUGUACAUUAGCAUUAUGUUUCUGUGGUGUUUACACUGCUCUAUCACGAGAGCAAUAACAAUCAAUAUGGAAGCUGUGCAGCAAUAUAUACACAAACCAAAUAAUGGCUGUUACCUUGUAUGUACAUGCACUUAAAUAUGUGUAUAAUGCAGUGAAAUACUGCCAUAUUAUAAAAAGUAAUAAGAAUAUACUUCUGUAUACAAUAGGGUUGCCUUUCAGGAUUUCUUGUCUUCAUUAGCGUAGGGUUGCCAUUACCGGCCUAUUAAAAGGUCCAGUAUUUGCACGGUUGCACUUCUCAAUACCGUAGAUGUAAACACACAUGGAUGCAAAGAAUACUAUUGUAUUUUUUACAUAAAAGAAAAUAUUUUAGGACCUUAGGAAGAUUUUGGAUAUUUUUGGUUAAACUAAUGUGACUGGUAAAAACUGACAAUGCACUAAUAGCAUUUGAUAUCAAUCUAUCAUAAACAUUGUAUUUAAAAAUAGCAAAGCUUCCGCUCCAUUCACCUGGCAAAUGCUGCGCUAGCAAAAUAUAUUUUUUUGUUGAAAACUGAAUGUCCCAUUAUUUGUAUUUAAUAUUGUGAUUAAACAUGGGAUACACCA